Emys orbicularis (European pond turtle) is the source of this 1083-nucleotide messenger RNA. RefSeq names its product atypical chemokine receptor 2-like. Gene Ontology annotation, biological process: positive regulation of cytosolic calcium ion concentration; immune response; cell chemotaxis. Gene Ontology annotation, cellular component: membrane; external side of plasma membrane. Lineage: Eukaryota; Metazoa; Chordata; Testudines; Emydidae. The record is from RefSeq and is a predicted model, not a curated record. The coding region runs from base 1 to 1083 and encodes 360 amino acids. Gene Ontology annotation, molecular function: C-C chemokine binding; C-C chemokine receptor activity. The transcript has a single exon.
AUGUCUGCCAUGCCGCAUACCACAGAUAACCCAGCCAACCUGAGUGACUAUGAGUACCAAUACUUAGAAGAGGAGGAUUACAUCCAGUUUUUGAUUUGCACAAAGGAAAAUGUCAAGGCGUUUGGCAAGGUGUUCCUGCCAGUGCUCUAUACAAUAGUGUUUCUGCUUGGAUUGGCUGGGAACUGUCUACUCUUUGCCAUCUUGAUCAAAUAUACCAAGAACAAGAAGAUGACCGAGGUGUAUCUGCUGAAUCUGACCGUUUCAGACCUUCUUUUCGUGGUAACCCUUCCCUUCUGGGCCACAUACGCAGCUUCUCAGUGGGUGUUUGGGAAUGCCUUCUGCAAGAUCAUAAGUGUCAUCUACACCACCAACUUCUACAGUGGCAUCUUCUUCGUCAGCUGCAUGAGUCUGGACAAAUACCUGGAGAUUGUUCAUGCUUGGUCCAAUAAAAACUUAAGGGCCUCAAGAAAAAGCUUCCUUGUCUCUUCGGUGGUGUGGGUUAUUUCCAUAGUGCUGUCUAUUCCUGACUUUUUCUUCAUGGAGGUGCAGGAUCUCCACAAUGGGAGACGAGUUUGCCACCUCAACUAUGGCCUGCACAACUCCAUCUGGCGUCUUCUCUUUCAAUUUCAGCAAAUCCUGCUAGGCUUCUUCCUUCCAUUCCUUUGCAUGGUGUUCUUCUACUCCCGCGUAGCUUGUGUUCUCACUGCAUUAAUGUCUCCUGGCAAGAAGAGAGCUCUCUGCCUGGUCGUUAUUUUGGUGGUAGUUUUCUUUGUGCUGUGGUUCCCAUACAACAUUACCCUCUUUCUGCAUUUGUUGCAAAACCUCCAUGUGAUUAAGGGUUGUGAAACUAGCAAGCACUUGGACUAUGCUAUGCAAGUGACUGAGAGCCUUGCCUUUAUUCAUUGUUGCCUCAACCCCGUGCUGUACGCUUUUGUGAACAAACGGUUCAGGUUACACUUAAAGAAGAUUUUUGGGGCCAUCUUCAGGAGGCAGGAUUUCUUUGUUCUCCAGCUGUCUGAGACAAGUCGUUCUACUAGUAGGUGCCCUGACCAGGUAGAAAUGACAAGCAUCACGAAUGUGUAA